This is a messenger RNA of Nelumbo nucifera (sacred lotus), 729 nucleotides long. RefSeq names its product NDR1/HIN1-like protein 10. The record is from RefSeq and is a predicted model, not a curated record. Gene Ontology annotation, cellular component: plasma membrane. NCBI's taxonomy places the organism in Eukaryota, Viridiplantae, Streptophyta, Magnoliopsida, Proteales, Nelumbonaceae. Gene Ontology annotation, biological process: defense response to other organism.
AUGGCUCCGGCAGACGACAAUCAAAUCAAACACUCAAAAGGGUACCUGCAGCUAUACCCAAUCUCCUCCAAUGGCUACCCUUACGCUGCGCCACCCUCAGCCUCCUACUAUAACCCACAACCACAACCGUAUCAUCCACCAUCCCACGAUAACUGCUGCAUCUCCUGCCUCCGCUGCUCGUUUAUCCUGCUGUGUUCCGUCGUCUUCGCUAUGCUUCUUUUCAGCUACAUCACCUGGCUCGUCUUCCAGCCGGAGCUCCCCGAGUUCAGAAUAGACUCCUUCUCUGUACCCACCUUCAAGAUCUCCAACUUGGAACUCACUGCAAAAUGGGAGGUCGCCAUGAGCGCAAACAACCCGAACAAGAACAUGGCUUUGAUGUAUGACGGCUUGAACACCGGCUUGAUGUACGGGAGCAGCAUCCUGACCAGCGUUUUGCUCACGCCUUUCUACUUGGAGAAGAUGAACCACACGGCGUUGCAGGCGAAGAUGGUUGUGUAUUCGGAGAACAUGAAAGGAUUCCUGGUCGAGAAAAUGGCCAUGGAUCGGAGCCGUGGGUUCAUGAAUUUCAAUCUGAAGAUGACCGCCAUGGCCACGUUCAUGGCUGGAUCUUGGAUGUCAAAAACUCGAGCUGUUACUGUUUACUGCGAGAAUUUGAAUGUUGAGUUCUCGGCUACCACAGGAAUGGGGACGUUAAUGGGGGGUCCCAGGCAUUGCUUGGUUCAUCUAUGA